AGUCACCAUGAGGGCGCUGGUCCUGCUCUGCUGCUUCGUGGCCUCGCUCCUGCUCUCGGGACAAGCAGAGGAGAUGGAGGAUGUGAGUGAGGAAGCCCCUCCGAGGGACCGCUCCCACAUCGAGAAAACCCUGAUGCUGGAUGAGGACAAGCCAGCCGACGAUUACUCUGUGGUGCUGCAGCGGCUUCGAAAGAUCUACCAUUCGUCCAUCAAGCCCCUAGAGCAGUCUUACAAAUACAAUGAGCUUCGACAGCAUGAGAUCACAGACGGGGAGAUUACUUCCAAGCCAAUGGUGCUCUUUUUGGGACCGUGGAGUGUUGGUAAAUCCACCAUGAUAAACUACCUCCUUGGGUUGGAAAACACUCGCUACCAGCUCUACACAGGUGCCGAGCCCACCACGUCUGAGUUCACGGUCCUCAUGCACGGGCCCAAGCUGAAAACCAUUGAGGGUAUUGUCAUGGCCGCGGACAGUGCCCGCUCCUUCUCACCCCUGGAGAAAUUUGGCCAGAAUUUCCUGGAGAAGCUGAUUGGCAUCGAGGUUCCCCACAAACUCCUGGAGAGGGUCACUUUUGUGGAUACUCCAGGCAUCAUUGAGAACCGCAAGCAGCAAGAAAGAGGCUACCCCUUCAAUGACGUGUGCCAGUGGUUCAUCGACAGAGCCGACCUCAUUUUUGUCGUUUUCGACCCAACCAAGCUGGACGUGGGUCUGGAGCUGGAGAUGCUUUUCCGCCAGCUGAAGGGACGAGAAUCCCAGAUAAGGAUCAUUCUGAACAAGGCUGACAACCUGGCCACGCAGAUGCUCAUGCGGGUGUACGGGGCCCUCUUCUGGAGCUUGGCCCCUCUCAUCAAUGUCACGGAGCCCCCGAGGGUUUACGUCAGCUCCUUUUGGCCAUAUGACUAUAGGCCCGACACCCACCGGGACCUGUUCCUUAAGGAAGAGAUCUCCCUCCUGGAAGACCUGAAUCAGGUUAUCGAGAACAGGUUGGAGAACAAGAUAGCCUUCAUCCGCCAGCAUGCCAUCCGGGUCCGCAUUCACGCCCUCCUGGUGGACCGCUAUCUGCAGACGUAUAAGGACAAAAUGACCUUCUUCAGUGAUGGAGAGCUGGUGUUCAAGGACAUUGUGGAAGAUCCUGAUAAAUUCUACAUCUUCAAGACCAUCCUGGCAAAGACCAAUGUUAGCAAAUUUGACCUUCCCAACCGCGAGGCCUACAAGGACUUUUUUGGCAUCAAUCCCAUUUCUGGUUUCAAACUCCUGUCGCAACAGUGCUCCUACAUGGGAGGAUGCUUUCUGGAGAAGAUUGAGCGGGCCAUCACCCAGGAGCUUCCCGGCCUCCUGGGGAGCCUUGGGCUCGGGAAGAAUCCAGGUGCUCUCAACUGUGACAAAACAGGGUGUGGAGAAACUCCAAAGAACCGCUAUAGGAAGCACUAGAUUGUCAUGUAGCCGUCCUCGGGUUCCUGUUGGUGAAUGAGCGUGUGUCCUAACUGUCUGGGAAGUCCUGGUUUAUUAACCCUCUGAACCACCCUGGCACGAAUUAUUACACAUCGGAGAUUUGGAGGUUCUUUGAGGCCCGUGGUGCUGGGAGGUGCAUGGGUCUGGGGAGGAGCGUGGAAACUGUGAAUUAUAGUGUGUGAUUGUCCUGUUGCUUCAAUUAGGAGGCCUGAUGGAGGCAAGUCAGGCUCCACCUGCUUUUCCUGGGCCCUAUCUUGGAGGGACAGAGAGCAGCUCAGUUCUAGUGUAUGCUAAAUCAACAAGGGUCAAAUAAGCUAAAAGCAGAUGAAAUUCCUUUUUCCCCUCUAAGCUGGGAAAAUUGUGACAACCUGAGUCAUAGAGGGCCUCGCAGGUCUGUUCUGGCUUUUUUCCAUGCACAGUCUUCUGUUUGCUCCCCAGACCCUAGCUGCCUCCUGAGCUUGGGUUGACUUUCAACAGUGGACAGUCUUUUGGGUCUGAAUCUACCUGGGUUU
Molecule: messenger RNA, 1962 nt
Organism: Galeopterus variegatus (Sunda flying lemur)
Lineage: Eukaryota; Metazoa; Chordata; Mammalia; Dermoptera; Cynocephalidae
Gene: SRL
Product: sarcalumenin
Exons: 6
Coding region: 8-1429 (473 amino acids)
Molecular function (GO): GTP binding
Source: RefSeq, a predicted model, not a curated record